Ricinus communis (castor bean) is the source of this 2787-nucleotide messenger RNA. RefSeq names its product U-box domain-containing protein 15. The coding region runs from base 704 to 2671 and encodes 655 amino acids. Gene Ontology annotation, molecular function: protein binding; ubiquitin-protein transferase activity. Gene Ontology annotation, biological process: cell surface receptor signaling pathway; protein ubiquitination. Lineage: Eukaryota; Viridiplantae; Streptophyta; Magnoliopsida; Malpighiales; Euphorbiaceae. The transcript is spliced from 4 exons. Gene Ontology annotation, cellular component: cytoplasm; nucleus. The record is from RefSeq and is a predicted model, not a curated record.
AGAACUGUACACUACUGCAGACUGGAAAAUAUGCAAUAGUAAAUCUUAUUUCUUGACAGAAGUAGAGAUAAAAACUAAAUAAAUCUUAAUAAAUGAAAAUGAAGAUUUUGUGUCCAACGUUGGGAAACAUAUUUUGUACGCUCGCAUACAAAAUUGCAAAUCUUCUUUAAUGAACAGACUGUAUUUAUAUUUUUUUUGAAUGAGCUUGAAGAGUUAAAAAAAUGGGCGAGAUUGAACGAGGCUGGAAUGUAUUGUUUUCCACACUUGAGUAAAGGAUUGUAUAGUCCUCCAUUGAGUGUGAAGAAAUCAAAAGGGGACCAAAAAAAGGGAGAAAAAAAGAAAAAAGAAAAGAAGUUAAAACUGUUACUUGCUCGAUUUGUUUCUUGAAAAUCCCCAACACUGUGUGGCUAAUACUUGCUUCUCAUUUCUUUACUUUUUUGCUAAAGAAUCCCAUUUUGUCCAUUCAUAGUGAUUGUGUUGGCGUGCAAAGUUUUGGAUUUUAUUCUACACUUGGUUACUUUUGUAGAUUAAGAUAUUCUAUGUGUCAUAAGCUACAAAAUCAUGUUAUUUGUCAGCUAAGCUUAUUUACAUAUAGCAAUAACAACUGCAUCAAUUUCUUGAUUAUUUUACCUUAUACAUAUUAUUAUAAUUUGACAACUUGAGGACCCUUUUCAAGACUCUGAGCUUUGGUUUUGAGUAAGAUAUGGACAGGCAGAAGCUGAUGAUGAUGAUGUUGAUGAUGGAGAGAGAAAAGAAAGGUGGCAAUGGUGGUGGUGGUGGUGGUGUUUCAAGUUCAUCUAACGGUGGAGAUGAUAAGAAUAAUAUGGUUAGAGAUAUGAUUGAUUGCAUUGAGACCGUUGGAUCUUAUCCUGGGUACAGAAGAACACAGAAAAAGGAGUGCUUAAAUUUGGUGAGAAGACUGAAGCUUUUAGUGCCACUUUUAGAAGAGAUAAAAGAGACUGACAAGUUGGUUUCUACUGAUUCUUUGAGUUGUUUGUCUAAUUUAAAGAAAGCACUUCUUGCUGCUAAGAAGUUGCUCAAGAAAUGUAGCUUUGGAAGCAAGAUUUAUCUGGCACUGGAGAGUGAGGCAGUGAUAUGUAGCUUUCAUGCUGUUUAUGACAAAUUAAGUCAGUCUCUGGAUGAUAUGCCCUAUAAUGAGUUUGGGAUCUCAAUUGAAGUCAAAGAGCAAGUUGAGCUAAUGCGUACGCAACUUAGAAGAGCGAAGAGGCGAACAGACACACAAGAUAUAGAGCUGGCUAUGGAUAUAAUGGUCGUCUUCUCUACAAGGGAUGACAGAGAUGUGGAUAGUGCAAUACUUGAAAGACUGGCCAACAAGUUAGAACUAUAUACUAUUGCAGACUUGAAAGCUGAAACAGUAGCUGUUAGAAAACUAAUUAAACAAAGAGAUGUGCAGAAUGCUGAAAGCAUCCAGCAAAUAACAGAUCUUCUUGGCAAAUUCAAACAGAUUGCAGGAGUCCAUGAAAACAUUGAGCUUGACGGUCCUGUCUCUUCAAAAACUCUUCACAAGUGUCAAUCCUUAAUUAUCCCUCACGAAUUCCUCUGCCCAAUUACUUUGGAGAUCAUGGUGGAUCCUGUUAUUGUGGCAACAGGACAGACUUAUGAAAGAGAGAGCAUAAAAAGGUGGCUGAAUUCUAAUCAUCGGACCUGUCCAAAAACCGGUCAAAUGUUGGAUCACUUGUCUUUAGCACCGAAUUUUGCUCUCAGAAACCUUAUACUACAAUGGUGCGAGAAAAAUAAUUUUGAACUACCGAAGAGGGAUGCUUUUGUGGGUUAUGAUGGUUCUCCUGCUGAACUUGUAGAGGAAAUCUGUUCCUUGGUUCAAAAUCUAUCCUCAUCGGAGCUUGAUGUACUGAGAGGGGCCAUUGUGAAGAUCCGUAUGCUCUCCAAAGAAAAUCCAGACAACAGAGUUUUGAUUGCAAACAGUGGAGCAAUACCUCCAUUGGUUCGGCUAUUAUCCUAUCACGAUUCGGUGGUCCAAGAACAAACUGUAACUGCUCUUUUGAACUUGUCUAUUGAUGAAGCAAACAAAAGACUAAUAGCCAGAUUAGGAGCCAUUCCUCCUAUAAUAGAAAUCUUGCAAAAUGGAACAGAAGAGGCUAGAGAAAACUCUGCUGCAGCUUUGUUUAGCUUAUCGAUGCUUGAUGAGAACAAAGCACUGGUGGGGAUUCUGAAUGGAAUACCUCCCUUGGUGAACCUUUUGCAGAAUGGGACAAUCAGAGGCAAAAAGGAUGCUGCAACUGCACUCUUCAACUUAUCUUUGAACCAAACCAACAAGUUCAGGGCCAUUAAGGCAGGUAUUAUACCAGCAUUGCUUCAGUUGCUCGAGAAUAAAGACGUAUCCAUGAUUGAUGAAGCACUCUCAAUCUUGUUACUCCUCACAUCGAAUCCUGAAGGGAGGGGUGAAAUUGGAAGGCUAUCUUUCAUAAGGACUCUUGUUGAAAUCAUAAGAAGUGGGACUCCUAAGAACAAGGAAUGCGCAGCAUCGGUUCUUCUUGAGUUGGGGCUAAAUAAUUCAUCUUUCAUUUUGGCUGCUCUCCAGUAUGGUGUCUAUGAACAUCUGGUAGAGAUCACAAGAUCUGGAACCAACAGAGCUCAAAGGAAAGCAAAUUCUCUUUUGCAGCACAUGAGUAAGUGUGAACACAUUCCAUAAACUAUUACAAUACGUUUAUUACUACUCUUUAGAGUGUUUUGUAUCUAAAACAUUUUGGGAUGCUAUAUUUUUUGAAAGUCCACAAGUAUACCAAGCUUUUCCUCGCUUGUACAAAA